This is a messenger RNA of Lytechinus variegatus (green sea urchin), 2391 nucleotides long. Its product is annotated as aladin-like. The transcript is spliced from 12 exons. The record is from RefSeq and is a predicted model, not a curated record. Lineage: Eukaryota; Metazoa; Echinodermata; Echinoidea; Temnopleuroida; Toxopneustidae. Gene Ontology annotation, molecular function: protein binding. Gene Ontology annotation, cellular component: nuclear pore. Gene Ontology annotation, biological process: nucleocytoplasmic transport. The coding region runs from base 303 to 1859 and encodes 518 amino acids.
ACAUUAUGAAAAAGAAAUUACAUCCAAACCCGAACCGUACGAAGAAAAUAGGGGGGCCUAUAUAAAAUUAAGAAAUAUUGUACCUCAGACCACAGUUACCGCUAAUUCCUUUCAAAUGAUGAUCAAAACAUAGUCAUUUUCAAUCCUUUUGUUGGUCAACAUAACUUAAGUUGCCAUCUUGGAUGACGUUACCUCGUGCGAAGUUUGUGCAGGCUCCAUUCCACUUCACUACCGCUACACUACACUCCACCUACCCGAACUUCAGAAUUGUGAACUCGUUCGGAUACUCCUAGAGGCAAAGCAUGUGCUCCCUUGCUGAAGGACCGCCCCCUCCUGCAGACGGAUGUAUCACUGUCUGUGAAGAGAACGGAGAUUUGGUCACCAUUCAUGCCAGCAAUGCCCCUGUCAAUUAUACACCACGGAUUGCUGGUUUUGAGUACCCUAGCAUCAGCACCUCAACCGAGACCCUCUGCUCCCUGGCGACAGAUGAGGCAGCCCAGUCUGCCUUUCAACCUCAUGUUGAUGAAGUGUCGCUAUGGAAACAAGCUUGGUACACUUGCCGUGUUCAUGGUGUGACAGAGAUGCUGGACGAACUCUCUAAAAAUGACUCAGCUCCUUGGCCUAUCACCAUGCUUGCCUGUGGAUGUCGUAAUACAGUGACCUGGGCCAAUUCUUUCAGAGGCUCCCUUUAUCCUCAUUUGAUGCUCUCUCCUGAUGAGAUGAUCAAUGAGUUCAGUGCAGCCAAGGACUGGGAGGAGAGUGAGAUCAGAGCCUUUGCAUGGCAUCAACACACCAACAAAUGUGCUGUAGCCUGGAAGGAUAAUACUGUUAAGAUAUUCAUAUCAGGAAGUGAUGUAGUCCCAACACUGAAGCACCGUCACCAGAGGGGCGUGUCUUGCCUUGCAUGGAAACCCUUGUCCGCCACGGUAUUGGCCGUCGGUUGCCACGGUUGCAUCCUGAUAUGGCAUAUAGAUCCCAAUUCACAAUCUACCAGGCCAACAGCCAGUGCAGCCCAGGUUCUAUCCCACAAUGGUCAUGCACCAAUAACCUGUCUGAGUUGGGACCCUAGAGGGCGUCUUUUGGUUUCAUCAUCUCCAAGUGAUACUGCCAUACUGGUUUGGGAUGUCCCAAGAGAGGCCUGUGUGCCUUUAAGGCGGGCAGGUGGAGGUGGUGUCGCCCUCUUGAGGUACUCUCCAGACAGCUCCAAGCUCUUUGCUUCCUCUCCAUCUCAAGUAUUCAGAGUUUGGGAAACCAGAACAUGGACGUGCGAGAAGUGGACACAGUUGUCGGGUCGAUGUCAGAGCGCCUGCUGGAGUCCUGACGGUCGGUUCCUUCUCUUCUGUACAGAGAACGAGCCAGCCAUCUUUGCCCUGAACUUCAUUCACAGUGGAAGUAAAACGGGCGGGGCCGAGUCGGCCAUCAAGUGCGCCGAUGUCUCAGAGCUUGCCAUUGAUCGCGAUGGGCAGGAGACAAGGGUUGGUGGUUUGAUCCAGGACAUUGUAUGGGAUAACACGGGAGAGAGAUUGGCCGUCCUCUUCAAAGGCAACCCAGAAACGGGAAAUGCCGGUGAUCUCAUUGCCCUCUUCAACACCAGGUUAACACCUACGCUGCAACUCAUUCCCAGUGGUUUUAUACGAGGUGAGCCAGGGGAGGUUCCAGAGCUGAUCUCGUUCAAGCCUAACUUCAAUCGUGGUGCCCUCCUUACAAUUUGCUGGCACAGUGGCAAGGUGACCUUUGUCCCACUGCUCUUCAUACCCUCGUUUACAAUGGCCGAGAAUGGAGCGAUUCCGGCCCACUUUACACAAAAGAGCACCCCACUUCCACAAGAACUAUUCUCAGUGUCAAACUCAAAUAAGUGAAACUGAUUAGCUCGGUCUUAUGUGAUUUAAUGAGCGAUGCAAUGCCAGUCUUCCCAGAUCAAAGCCAGAGGUAAUGUGUAUGGAGUAUGCAUUCAUUCAUGAUGGACAAGCGAUAGAAGUCAACUGUGGCAGUCAGCGUGUCUCAACGAAGGACCAUAGGAUUUAAAACAUCUGCCCCAGAGUGAACUUCGUAGUUAAUAUAACAGUGCAUUUCAAGAAAAAGGUAAUCCAAAUCUAGAGGGCCGUUAUUCGGAUCAAAUGUAAUUUUGUGAAAUUAUUCUGCAUGGGUAUGAAUGACAACCUUGUUAUGUUCCUAGUAUAUAUGAGAUAUUUCUAAAAAUUCUACUAGAAUAUAGCACGCUUAACCCUAAAUCUCCCGGGGUAUUUUGAGUCUUGUCAUUCCCAAGGAGGGCCAAUAUGGCCCCCCUUAAGAUCUCAGCUGCGGAUUGUGCGAUCACAACAAAAAUUUGCAUGAUGGUAGAGAAUGAUGUAAUCUACGCAGUUGCAUUGGUAAAUUUCACUGAAUUCAUAU